Molecule: messenger RNA, 330 nt
Organism: Anthostomella pinea
Lineage: Eukaryota; Fungi; Ascomycota; Sordariomycetes; Xylariales; Xylariaceae
Source: the annotation of a GenBank genome assembly
AUGGCCGAGGCAAUUGCGACACUGAGUCUGGCUUCGUCAUGUCUGCAAGUCAUCGACUUUGGCGCCAAAGUCGCAUCGACUGCUGUCAAGCUUCGCCGUGGCCAAACCGACGAAGGAAUCAAGCGCCUAGCAGAGGGCUGCAAGGGGCUCAUUGAGGAGCUUCUUCUCAAGUUGAACAAGUUGGCCGGCAUUGAUUCAUCUCGCACCACUGGUGCGGCUCGCUUGGCUUUCAAGUGGAAGUGGAACGAGGACGAGAUCCGCGCCAUCGAGAGACGCGUAGCCGAGUUCAGGUCACAAUUGACCGUGAGCCUGCUGAUCUCCCUGAGAUAA